AUGAGAGGGUUUACACUGAAUAAUGUUUGCCAGUGUGGCUUAUUUACUUAUCUUGUCUUGUUUUCUUUCGUGUCUUUUACCACUGCAGUCAGUUUCGACUUGACUGAGCUUAGGAACAAAGUUGCAAAAAUUAAAGUGAAUCCAAGAGGCAACCUUUGGGCUACAGGACAUUUCAUGGGAAAGAAGAGCGUGAUGGAUACCCCCCUGUUGCCUUCAGCAGAGGGGCAGGGCGUUGAUGCGCUGGAAGUCACCCUCCCUGGGGAGCAGAGUGCUCUCGGGGAGCUUCUCCAAGAGUUUCUUCGAGUGGCUUUACAAGCGCAGGUGGAUACACAAGCGAGUCGCUCGAAAAAUCAGGAGGCGGACUUGCUGAUGAAGAUUUUAGAAAGCUACAUCCAAAGCAGAAAGUAA
Molecule: messenger RNA, 408 nt
Organism: Toxotes jaculatrix (banded archerfish)
Lineage: Eukaryota; Metazoa; Chordata; Actinopteri; Toxotidae
Gene: nmbb
Product: neuromedin Bb
Exons: 3
Coding region: 1-408 (135 amino acids)
Biological process (GO): positive regulation of hormone secretion; neuropeptide signaling pathway
Cellular component (GO): neuron projection
Molecular function (GO): neuromedin B receptor binding; neuropeptide hormone activity
Source: RefSeq, a predicted model, not a curated record